CGCUGCUCUAUGCUAUGCUGCAGACCUUGCAUAUGUUCCGUGGUGCAGAGUGCCUGUUUCUUAGCGUGAUAUAGUGGAUAUUGUUCAAAGUUCCAAGUUACUAGCAGCAGUAAACAACGACGAGCGCUAGACAGCGCUGUGGAUCGCAAUAAUCGCUGCCUGAGAUGCACUCCAGCCAUUAGAGGACUACAGGUUUUCUGAGGUGUACUGCUUUUCACGCAUUUGAAGCACAAGUCACUCCAGCGAACAUGGACUCCGGCGAUCACAUCCACUUUUCCACACAAUUUGAAGAAAUUCAGUACUUAAAGGAUUUUGUGCAGCGAUUGAUGAACGAGAAGGAUGCUUUACAGAUGGAAUUUGAUGACUACACAUCCAGUUCAGAACAAUUGGAGAAAGAGUACGAGGCUACAAUUGAACAGAAUGAAAAGACUAUCAAGGACCUGCGCUCCAUGCACCAUAGAGAACAGAAGGAAAAGGAUUCCUUAAAAUUAAAGCUGGAACAAACAGUACACGAAAAUGAGCAGCUCCAGAGUGAAGCCGAACAUCUAAAAGAAGAGAAGCUGCAGUUGCAGCGGACUGUGCGAAUACUGGAGCAGAAGAACGAUGAUUUGGAACGCGCGGAGCGAAUGCGCGCCGAGACCGUGGCGGCAUUCGAAUCGUCAUUAAACAACGCGAUUGAACGCAACGCCAUUCUGGAGUCGGAGAUUGACGAGAAGGAAUCGCUCAAGGAGAAACUACAGCGACUAGUCGACGAGACCAGGGAUCUCAAGCAGGAGCUACACAUUAAAGAGCGCUGCCCGGACAACGAGCGCUUGCUUAACCGACCACCACCGCCUCCGACGAUGGCGGUGAACGGCAAUGAGAAUGGCUUGCCGACUGCCAGCCGCGCCUUCGUUGAUUCGAACCGACUCAAGGUCGAGUGCGAGACGCAAACGACGCCGACGAAACGUGAGACCACCUCAAAGAUUUCCUUGCUGGAUACACCGAUGACGGCAUCAUCGCGUGUGUUGGCGCUCAACAUUAUCGGCGACCUGAUGCGUAAGAUCGGCUUGUCACGUUUCCUGUGCGAGCACUGCGGGCAGGUGAAGUGCACGACGUUUUGCCAGCCGCCGCCCGCGCGGCCAUCGCAAUUUCCAAGCAACUCGAGGCCAAGCUAGCGCAUCGCCGACCGGAGUAUCGUAGCAGCACGGAGAAUGUCAGGCGGCGGCAUACGAGUCGAGGCAGAUCAUCGCCAUCUUUGCAGUCCAUCAACAAAUAGGCUGCACGUGCAGCGCUUGCAAUCUGGCAUGUAAAUACGAACGGUGUACAUAUUUAUGUAGGACUAUCUGCAGUAUAGUCCAAAGGGAUGAUGUUACAUUCGGGCGCGAGAUUGGAAUAUUCGGCGACCGCAGCGUGUGAAAUAAUAAUUUAUGUUUUAUAUUUUAAUUUAUUGUAAUUCAGUGCUUCUUUGUUACUGAUUGCUGUCUAGCAAGUUAAGAAUCUAACAUUAGGCACCACAAGUGAACACUGACACACCCACACACAUUGCAACACUGAAACACCAAGUUUAGCAUAAUACAAACUUUGAGAUAAA
Dalotia coriaria is the source of this 1573-nucleotide messenger RNA. RefSeq names its product Nuclear distribution protein nudE (gene nudE). Gene Ontology annotation, molecular function: microtubule binding. The record is from RefSeq and is a predicted model, not a curated record. Gene Ontology annotation, cellular component: kinetochore; kinesin complex; centrosome. Bases 249 to 1157 code for a protein of 302 amino acids. NCBI's taxonomy places the organism in Eukaryota, Metazoa, Arthropoda, Insecta, Coleoptera, Staphylinidae. Gene Ontology annotation, biological process: vesicle transport along microtubule; mitotic centrosome separation; establishment of mitotic spindle orientation. The transcript has 8 exons.